GGCGAGGGUCCGCCUUGCCAAUUGCCGUUCUGCACGCAAUUCCCCACACACGAUGUCGUAUUUUCAGGAUCAUAAUCUUCCGGAGCCUGGAAGGAGCCGUAGGCCUAGAGGCAAUGCUCUCAACCCCAAUAUUGACGAUUUUAUUACGGAUGAGCCUCGUACGUCGACAUUUGCAGAUGAAAUGCGUGAGGCGGAAAAUAUGCUUGCAGUAGCGAGUCUGUUCGGUUCUAUCCGUGACCGCCCUUACCUAGCCGACAACGAAGCACAGCAAACCCUACUAGAUAAUCUCAUAUCUCAGCUAUUGGAAGAGGCCAACGCGAGUGGAAAAGGCAAACCCCCAGCAUCGAAGGAAUUUAUUCACAAUCUUCCCACUGUGGAGAUUAAUGAUGAGAAAACUGAUGCAACAUGCUCCGUUUGCGUUGAAUCGUUUUUUUCGCAUCACACGUCGACGGGGACCGCACCGACCUCAAGAGCGAUCGCAAAGCAGCUUCCAUGCCAUCAUCGAUUUCAUGCAGAGUGUAUCGUGCCGUGGCUGGAACUGCACAAUACAUGUCCGAUAUGUCGGAGAGAAUAUCCGACCGAUGACGAAGAGUACGAAAGGAAAAAGAAAGAGGCAGAACGGGCUGCUUCUGCUACUACGGCACCACUUGAAGACGACGAGGAAGAGGAUUGGGAUCCGAUGUACGGAUAAUUCCACAAAAAGUCUCUACUGACGCACUCCCAAACGUUUGUUCUUUUCGGCGGUGAUGAGAAAGCAAUUUGCACAUUCAUACCAUUGAUUUCUGUUGUUAAUUUAUACAAGUUUAAUAUCGAAGCUGGGUGGGGAGGGGAUAGAACAUCUUCAAAGCAACAAUUUACACGCAGGGAUAGAAAGCAUUAAAUAUAGGGGGAAGAUUCUACUAUAGCCUCCCCUCAUUGUUUCGCACAUGGCGAUCUAUAAGGUAGUUCAGUUUAAGAAAACGUUUUUUAUCUGCACUUGUCGGUGUAUAUCCUUCAGUGUAUGAAGU
Molecule: messenger RNA, 1007 nt
Organism: Spizellomyces punctatus DAOM BR117
Lineage: Eukaryota; Fungi; Chytridiomycota; Chytridiomycetes; Spizellomycetales; Spizellomycetaceae
Exons: 6
Coding region: 53-691 (212 amino acids)
Biological process (GO): protein ubiquitination
Cellular component (GO): cytoplasm
Molecular function (GO): ubiquitin protein ligase activity
Source: RefSeq, a predicted model, not a curated record